Molecule: messenger RNA, 3429 nt
Organism: Aspergillus homomorphus CBS 101889
Lineage: Eukaryota; Fungi; Ascomycota; Eurotiomycetes; Eurotiales; Aspergillaceae
Exons: 6
Coding region: 1-3429 (1142 amino acids)
Biological process (GO): regulation of DNA-templated transcription
Molecular function (GO): protein binding
Source: RefSeq, a predicted model, not a curated record
AUGGACAACAGACCUGCUUCCGAGUACGCGCAGUCAGGUUCGCACUUUCCAUAUCCACUGUCUGCCGCGACUCCUCAUUCUGAACUGCCCGCUGCAGACCAGGCUUCUGCUGCUGCCACUGCUCAAUACACUCCUCAACCGGAGGUUCGCCCGACUCCUCAGUACACACCUCAGCCCGAGGUCCGCCCCGCCGCCAACAUCUCUUCCUCCAACACACCGCAGUCGGACUACGGCCUGAACCAGCCCCCCGCCGCGCGCUCACCUGCCUAUCCUGAAUACCUCGCCCGCCCACCCCAAUAUCAUCACGCUCCCAACACUCAACCCGGUGGUGCGGCAGGUAUGGCUCAAGCAACAAGUCCGUCUAUGACCACCCUCAAUAAUGGGCAACACCAUGACCCACGCAAUCAUCACACGAACGUGAAGUCUGACGCGGACGUUCCUAUAGAUCCUUCAAUCGCGGCCUCCAGCCCCACCUAUCCUCCUCCUUACUCGCCUUACCAGCCCCAGGGUCAUGAGAUGGCUCAAUACCAGGGUCACCCCCCUCCUCCCCCGCCUCAGAUGUAUACGCGUCCGGAAUGGUCGCAUGGCUAUGGACAACAUCAACACGGUCUUCCUGGACCUUAUACCACUCCUGCCACAACGGUUGGUCCCGCCUCCCCUGCUGCGACCGCAGGGCCGCGCCCUGGCCAGGUAUACUCGUUCGUGCCCAUUCCUGGCGCGCAGCAACACAAGCGCCCCCGCCGUCGGUAUGAGGAGAUCGAGCGCAUGUACAAGUGCGGUUGGAACGGAUGUGAGAAGGCCUACGGUACGCUCAAUCACUUGAACGCCCACGUGACGAUGCAGUCGCAUGGUGCGAAGCGUACACCCGAGGAAUUCAAGGAGAUUCGCAAGGAGUGGAAAGCUCGGAAGAAGGAGGAAGAGGCUCAGCGCAAGGCCGCGGAAGAGCGCGAGCGUGCCGCCGCCGCCCAAGCUGCGCAAGCCAACCAAGUGGAUGCGCCUAAUCCUGCGGAUCCUGCUCAAGGUGGUCAACCACCCGCGUAUCCUGGUGGUGUUCGGCCUCAACUCCCCCCGAUUGGAUAUCAACCUGCCGAUGGCCAGGUACCCGGGCAGUACGGAGCGGGUGCCGGUGGCAUGGUUUACCAGGGUAACGGGCAGAUGGCCUACCCUCCCAAUUACCCUCAUUCCCCUUAUGGGCAAGCGGGCCAAGUGUACCAGCCACUUGACUUGACUGGGAAGAGCGAUUGCCAUCUUGUUCUCGUGUUGUUGCGCGGCGAAUCUUCUAAGGCCCCGAAGGUGAACCGCGAGCUGCAGGAGUUGCUGCUCAAGGUCGCGGAGGUCGGCACGUCGCCGCGGCUGCGCAUGCAGGAGGCCUCAUUGAUGGGCGACCAGUCAACGCGCAAACAGGUGGAGAUGGAGCUGAGGUGGCUGGUCGAUCCGCGGCGGUUGGCAGACCGCGUCGGCCGGUUGCUGCAGGGGAGGGAGAUCAUCAUGGCCGCGGCGUUGCUGCGCGAGGCCCAGAAGCAGGGCAGGGAGUGUAUCGUUGCGUGGAAUCAUCUUCUCGAGUAUUGCAUGAAGCAGGGCGCCACGAUGGCGGCCUAUAAGUUUUAUACGGAUAUGAAAAAACGUGGUCGCAAGCCUAGUUCCUAUACCUAUACCAUCAUGUUGAAUGGUUUCAGUAAUAAACACCUUAGCGAUAAGGAGAAGAAUGUGGACGCCGCGAUGCGUGUUUAUCGGUCUAUUGAGGAGAAUCCGGAAAUCGAGCGGGAUAUCAUCCACAGCAACGCUAUGCUGAAGGUCUGCUGGCUUCUAAGAGACAUGGAUACCUUGUGGCGGGUUGCGGGAGAUCUUCCUGAGGAUGGACCCGGUUCACCCGAUUCGUACACCUACACCAUUAUCCUGCGGGCUAUCAUGAGCAAUCUGGAGCUUGUCACGCGGAGUCUUCCCUCCAGAGCGAUUCGCGAACACACAGAGAAGAGGAAAGCGGCCCUCACUGAAGGCAAAAGGGUCUGGGCCGAUGUUGCCUAUCGUUGGAAGAAAGGUCAACUCGAGAUCGACAACCAUCUAGUUCAAGCGAUGGCUGAAUUGCUCUUGAACGCGUACAGUGACUACAACUGCUACGAAGUGCUUGCUUUGUAUAAUCAGACGGCGGGUCUCCCAAUUUUCAUGAAUCGGCCUUCGCCCGAUAAAGUCUACAGAGACAAGUGGGCUGACAGGUGGGACGAGAAGGUGGAGGUCACCAAGAAGGGUCGCCGGGACUUGCAUGCAGAGCCUGUCCCCUUUGUGAACAGCAAUAACGAAAUUAUUGAACCCGAGACUACCGGAGAAGCAGAAUCGUUGGAGGAGGAGCCGCAAGAAGAAGAGGAGAAUUUCGACCACUUGUUCGACCCUGUCACGGAUGCCCCUGGCUCUUCAAAGCCUAAGCUGAUCACAAUCACUAACCGGGAGAUCGACACCGUGCUGGAGGCCUGCUUGACCAUGAUCCAAGGGAUGCGCCCUGGCAAACAGUACUGGAAUUAUCUUACGCGCGAGGGCCACCCGACUCCCGUCCAGCCUGAUGCGGCCGCUAUUCACCAAUACCUGCGUCUUCUUCGCUAUAGCCGAUCCACCCGGGAAGCCGUCACGGUGAUCCGCGAUCAGAUGCUUCCCUUCGGACUUUGCGAUAACAAGACCUUCCACAUUGCGAUGAGUAUCUGCCGGCGCGACACCCGCAAUGCAAAUGUCCUGAGGCUUGCCGACGAAAUGCUCGAUAUCAUGGGGAGUGCGUUGGUUCUCGCGGAGCCGCGCGCCCUGGUGGGCUAUCUCGAACUCGUCAACGCACUGAAAGAAACCCCUCAGCUUCUUCUGUCUCUGCUCGGCUUUGAAGGUGCGUGGAAGGCCAAGGCCAGCAAUUUCCAGGACAAGGGAAGGAGCCUGAACGCUGGUAUCAGCUUGCACGCCAUCGAUCGGGUCUUCCCUCAUCUCAAGAAGCUGAAUGAAGCAACUCUGCCCUACUUACCGAAGCCGAAGGAUGAGGAUGCUUCAACGAUCCUGCGACCUGACAACCGCGACUUGACUUCCGGGCUGUACGGCUACAAGAUCGCGCAGGCGAUGAACGAAACGGGGCGAUUGGUCGACGAGGUGCUGACCAGGGACAGGAACAAGAAGUUCCUGAGCAAAGAGGACCGUGGAUCUUUGCAGGCGAAGCGUGAAAUGCUGAAGAAAUACUCUAAUGCGCGUAUUAACCUUCAUCUUAGAGAUGUCCGCGUGAGUGCGACUGCUAGCCAGGCAGAAGCUUUCGAGAAGCAGCAGGAAGAGCAGCGACAGCAGCAGGAACUCAAGCAGGAAGAGCAACAGCAGGAGCCCAAGCAGGAAGAGCAAGAGCAACGGGAGCAGAAGCAGGAAGGGAAUGAGGUCGCCGUUGCAAAGGAGGAAUACCUCGACACUGUAUAG